Molecule: messenger RNA, 2515 nt
Organism: Topomyia yanbarensis
Lineage: Eukaryota; Metazoa; Arthropoda; Insecta; Diptera; Culicidae
Product: TBC1 domain family member 15-like
Exons: 3
Coding region: 382-2304 (640 amino acids)
Biological process (GO): activation of GTPase activity
Molecular function (GO): GTPase activator activity
Source: RefSeq, a predicted model, not a curated record
AUCACUUUUGAUUACGAAUUACGAGUUCAUUGUGCAUUUUGCAACUGCGUGCAAGUGAAAAUUCCUCCCAUUUUGAGUGUUUAAAGCUGUAAAAUCAGGCAGAAUGGUUAAAAAACUAGUAAGAGUUUGCCAAUUCAUGUUUUUACUUUAAAUUUGAGGAUAUCCGGUAUAAUAAUAAUAUCUAGCAAACAUAUUCGUCGUCAAUAAAACACCCUAGUCUGUGUAGCUUUUGUGUUUGAGCUGGAUCUAAAGGAAGCAGAAGGGGGUUUUUGUUUCGCCUUCUUCGUGGAAAGUGUCAUCAGCAAAUAAAACUAACUUAGCACCAAUCAAAAUAACAAAGAUUUUUUUUUGGUUCCGGCCAAGUCCUGAAAUUCGAGGACAAUGGAAACCGAACGUGUCGAGGAAAUUUUUAUGCAGCAUGGUGUUAUGCUGAAAAAAGCAAGCGCUACUUAUCUUUCGGCACUUAACACCGAGGGAGUACUGACUUUCGGUCGAUUUUCAAAAGGUGAUCUACACUUUUUCGAAUGGAAACAGGCGGAAACAUGCGAAGUUUUAGAUACUGAAUGUCAAGACAGUGGUUGGUCCCUAGUCGAUACGAUCGAAUCUACCUCGUCGAUUCCAAUCCCAGCAGCAAACGAUGACAGCAAUAACCCAACCGACACAAACUGGAUUCCAGAACAUCAUUCACAAAAACCAAAAAUUUCCAUUCAAGUUCUCUUCCGGGAUGUGAAGGGAAUCGAAUAUAGCCGAAAUGAGCUUAGAUUUUUUAAUCAAGACUUAAGCAUUCAUAGUCUGUAUCUGUUCCAUCAUGGAUCGCCUUUUUCUUUUGUGGAUUUUCUCGAGCGGAAGCAAUUUAUCAGAAAAAGUGCCCGACGAAAGCAAUUCUUCCACUGCCUUCCAGAGGCAGACAACGAUAAACUACAAAGAUCUUUCUCAGAGCUCAACAUCGAGGCCAUCCGGAAUCGUCCACGCCCAAACCCGUACUAUGAUUUCAUGUCGAAGCUGGCCAAUGUUCAUAAUCAAAUAUUGCCUUUGGGUAGACAACCAGAGUCUGAGUUGAGAAUCCGAUUGAGCCCCCAGAACGAAACGGAAGCUGUUGGUGAACGCAAUGGCGGUGAAACGAUCAAUGGUAUAGAGGAAAAUACAGUCAGCAGAAAAUUAGUUCCAAGACCUCCGGCUCAACGAGGGUCGCCAUUAGAUGCGGCGAAGUGGUUGGAAUACCGGGCGCCCAAUGGGUCCAUUAUGGACCCUGAUCGGGUUAAAGAUAUCAUCUUUCGAGGGGGUAUCAACGAGGACAUCCGCGCAGAAGUGUGGAAAUAUUUGCUAGGGUUGGAUAUUUGGGAGCAUUCCACAGCGCAGCGAGACGAACGAAGGGGAGCUAAAACUCAGGAAUACUUUCAAAUGAAGCUGCAAUGGUUGACCAUAACUUCGGUUCAAGAACAUAAUUUCACCGGAUAUCGGGAACGAAAGUGUCAGAUCGAAAAGGACGUCAAACGAACCGAUCGGACGUACGACUUUUUCGCCGGGGACGACAAUCCCAAUCUUGCCAAACUGUCGGACAUUUUGAUGACGUACGUGAUGUAUAACUUUGACCUCGGUUACGUGCAGGGAAUGAGCGAUUUGUUGGCACCUAUUUUGAGUCUGGUGCAAAAUGAGGCAGAGAGUUUCUGGUGCUUUGUGGGCUUCAUGCAGAAAGUGUUCAGCAACUUUGAUAUUGAUCAAAAAGGAAUGAAGCAGCAAUUGGAGCAUUUGCGAACUCUGUUGGCCUUCGUAAACGAGGACCUGUACAACUAUUUGAAGGAGAACCAAUCGGAAAACAUGUAUUUUUGUUUUCGUUGGUUGUUGGUAUGGUUCAAGCGAGAAUUUUCCAAUAAGGACAUAAUGCAGUUGUGGGAAGUGCUUUGGUCCGGUUUGCCUUGCCCUAAUUUCCACCUCUUCGUAUGUGUAGCCAUACUUGAUCAGGAAAUGGACGUAUUCAUCAACGGUCAGUUCACUUUCACUGAAAUCCUUAAGCACGUGAAUGAGCUGUCGGGCAAUUUGAACUUGCUAGCCGUUCUCGAGCAGGCCGAAAGCAUUUACCUACAGGUGAAAAAGACGCUGGACACAUCCAAAGAACCCCAUGUGGAGCUGAAGAAGCUAAUCGGCGAGGAAGUCAGCCCGGACGGGGCCGGAAGUGCGGCGAGUGACGAGGAUGACGACAGUUGUAUGUCAAUUGUAAACGAGAAGUCUCCCGAGGAUCAGGAAAUGUUGCAACGAAAAGUGGACGAGGCUUGCGACCUAUCAAUGAGCUAUGCGUUCUUCUAAUCUAAUGCACCAAGAAGAGUGACGAGGCGGAAGUUGCGCUGCUAAGCUACUUUUAUAAGUUUGUUCACUGUUGGUCCCAGUUGAGUGGUUAGGAAGAGGUUGAAUCGAAAUUUUCCCCUGAAAUUGGUUACGAUCAAUAUUCAUGUAAAAAUUUAAAUCUUUGUAGAAUAUGUACAGCGGUGUUUAUUAAAGUUAUUUUCAACAAUUUCUA